AACAGUCCACUGAAAGCUUAAAAGCAACGAAGAAUUUUUUUUAAUAAAGAAUAAAAUGUUUGAAAACGCAAAUAAGGGGAAUUCUUUACAAAGUAGUUGUGUAGAUGUGUUUGUUUGGAUGCGCCAACGCCAACAGAACGACAAUAACAAUGGGAAAAUAUCGAUGGCCAGAGUUGGCCAUCGGUAGCUAGCCAGCGUGCGCCCGUACGUAGCGCUUUGUUUUUCACGAAUGUCAACAAAGCAACACAUCCACGGAUAGGCCCAAAACUGAGGAGUGGGGAUGAGUCGACGCGCUAGUGCUAUCCAAGUCAUUGUUAUACCGACCGGUCUGUAGACACGUGCUCGUACGGGAAAUGGAUCAAUUCAAAGAAUCAACCACUUUCGUCAUCGUUCGGUUUGAUGAAGUAAAUGCGGACAAUAUUCCCCUAUUCGAGUUAAUACCUCGAUCUUGGAUUUUCGUUUCGAAAGGAGAGUUAUUAACCUGGUACCCGUGCAAAGUGUCAGCAAAAACUGUUCAAAAAUUCGUAGCAGCGAACCGUGACCCGGACACUGAAAAAUGGGAAAAAUAUCCCGUUAUGGAAGUAAAGGGUCAAGCACGAGACCACGCGCAAGGGAUUCGUCGAUUGAAUCGAGUGUUAAAGACUUUCGAUCCGACUCCGAGCACUGAUAACGACGAAAACGACAACACUCUCACCAAUGUGAAUAUAUUAAGCCAGACGGAUGUUUCAGAAAUGCUUAACACGAGCUCAGCUCUUCCAAAUCUUACGGGUGAUUUGGAUUUUACAGUUUUUGAGGACAAUGUGGUUCCUGAAAAGCCACUGCCAACAAAAACCAACCAAAAAAACAUGGACAUUCGUAUUCUUGCACGUGAAAACCCAUCGACUAACGAUUUACUCAAGAACAUAGAUGGCCUUGAAAAACGCUUGACUCAAAAAAUAAACUCCGCUAAAAACAGCAUUUUAUACGAUAUCGAAAAAAAAAUAACUGAUCUGAAAAAUACGUUGAUGUUUGCAAAUCUUGGGAGAGAGGGGGUGAACGAGGUCACAGAAGCACGUGAAACUAUCAAUACUCCUCUGCCAAUAACGACGUUGGAAAAUUUUCUGCAAUUUGAAGAAGACUUGAAAUCCGCAGAAAAGCGUAUUGCUAUGAAAAAACUAUUGCUGUCAUUGAUGACCGGGUCCGGCUCAAUAAAAGACGCGAUUCCUCAAGUAAUGCCUGCCAUAAUCGCGAAAGCCGUUCAAAUUCAUUAUAGCGGGUGUGGACGGAAGAUGAAAAAUGCUGUGGCUAAACGAAAUUUCAGCGCAACUACGACGUUCAAGUGUUUGCAAGAGACUUUACAGGAGAAAUUUGUCAAUAAAUCGGAACCCUUGUCGGUUAUUCCAUCACGCGUUAGCAGAUGGUUAUCCGGCGCCGGAGAUCGUGAAGGUGGUCGAGCGCAACGAUACGCCAACGAGAACGCAGAGAAAUAAAUAUUUUUUCGACACUCUUUUUAUAAUUUUUUAUUAUUAAGCCUCGAGUUGUGAUUAUUUGUCACGAAUUCUUAAGUCAUUACUGACACACGUUUUGUUCUAUCGUUAUUUGACCCUUUUUCGUUCGUCUUCAAAAUGUUCCUCAAUGUAAAAUAAAUAAAUAUUGUAGUUUUUCCACGCAA
Venturia canescens is the source of this 1651-nucleotide messenger RNA. RefSeq lists its product as uncharacterized. The transcript is spliced from 6 exons. The coding region runs from base 354 to 1469 and encodes 371 amino acids. NCBI's taxonomy places the organism in Eukaryota, Metazoa, Arthropoda, Insecta, Hymenoptera, Ichneumonidae. The record is from RefSeq and is a predicted model, not a curated record.